AUGAAUUACGUCGAUCAACAGCAAUUUAUAAUGCAACAAGGACAACGGAUGCAAAAUCCUCGAAUGAUUUCUGUGCCAACAACUGUAACACCACAACAUCUGCAUCGGCAACAGAGGUAUGGCAUGACGAUGAUGCAGCCCGGUCAACAACCAGUACAAAUUGCAUCAGGACAGUAUGUACAGAAUCCACAAAUGCAACCGAGGCUGCUAACAAUGAGCGAUGCGUUAUCGCGCUUACCACCCGAAGUACAACAGAUGGCUCAACAACAAAUUAAUGCAGAAACAAAUGCUGAAAAAAAAGACAAGUUGCUUUAG
Molecule: messenger RNA, 315 nt
Organism: Loa loa (African eye worm)
Lineage: Eukaryota; Metazoa; Nematoda; Chromadorea; Rhabditida; Onchocercidae
Exons: 4
Coding region: 1-315 (104 amino acids)
Source: RefSeq, a predicted model, not a curated record